UUGUUUUCUCGUCGAUCAACAAUAAACCUAAUUUUUGGGGGAAAAGGAAGGAAAUUACAUGUAUACCUGUGGUUCUAAUUACUAAAUCCAAACAGUUAAUUUGAUGGGGAAUUUGUUCGUGAAGAAGCCGAAGAUCACCGAUGUGGAUCGAGCCAUUCUCUCCCUCAAGACCCAGAGACGCAAGCUCGCUCAGCAUCAACAACAGCUUGAAGCUGUCAUUGAAGCAGAAAAGCAAGCUGCAAGGGAUCUGAUUCGUGAAAAGAGGAAGGACCGAGCCUUAUUAGCGCUGAAGAAGAAGAAAACACAAGAAGAAUUAUUGAAGCAAGUUGAUACCUGGCUCAUUAAUGUUGAACAACAAUUGGCAGAUAUUGAACUUGCAAGCAAGCAGAAAGCAGUGUUUGAGAGUUUAAAGGCGGGUAAUAAUGCUAUUAAGGCAAUACAAAGUGAGAUCAACCUUGAGGAUGUUCAGAAGCUAAUGGACGAUAGUGCUGAAGCUAAAGCUUACCAAGAUGAAAUCAAUGAGAUCUUGGGUGAGAAACUGUCAGCAGAAGAUGAAGAGGAGAUUCUGGCAGAAUUUGAAAAUUUGGAAGCUCAGAUUACCGUUCAAGAUAUGCCAAAUGCACCCACUUCUGUCCCAUCAGCUGCGGAAGAUGAGAAGUUAGAUCUGCCCGCCGUACCAACCAAAGCACCCAUUGCUUCGAAUGUGAUUGCUGAUGAUACUGAAAUCGCUUCAGAUGAAGUUUCUACCAAGAGAAGAGUUUUGGAGGAACCAUUGCCUGCUUGAUUGGGAAAGAAACAUCAGAUGGCGUCACCUUCAAACCAUAUCCUUGUGGCUUUCAUCCAUGCAAGCAAAAAAGAUUAUUUCUUUGUCAUUUGGUAUUCUUGCAAUUGCAUGCAAUGGUAAUUGGGGAUUUUCAGCCACAACUGAUUGUUGUGCACAGCAUUUGUAAAAUUCAACUUCUGCUUCAUAUCGUGAUUUGAUCUACUUCUUCACUCUCAAGAGAUGUUUAUUUAUUGGUGUGAUGAAUUAUAUCAGUUGCAUACUUUUU
Tripterygium wilfordii is the source of this 1049-nucleotide messenger RNA. RefSeq names its product vacuolar protein sorting-associated protein 20 homolog 2. Gene Ontology annotation, biological process: vesicle budding from membrane; late endosome to vacuole transport via multivesicular body sorting pathway. The transcript is spliced from 6 exons. Bases 104 to 784 code for a protein of 226 amino acids. Gene Ontology annotation, cellular component: ESCRT III complex; multivesicular body. The record is from RefSeq and is a predicted model, not a curated record. NCBI's taxonomy places the organism in Eukaryota, Viridiplantae, Streptophyta, Magnoliopsida, Celastrales, Celastraceae.